Molecule: messenger RNA, 794 nt
Organism: Equus caballus (horse)
Lineage: Eukaryota; Metazoa; Chordata; Mammalia; Perissodactyla; Equidae
Gene: GUCA2A
Product: guanylate cyclase activator 2A
Cellular component (GO): extracellular region
Molecular function (GO): guanylate cyclase activator activity
Source: RefSeq, a predicted model, not a curated record
CUGCAGGAUCAGCCGGCUGUGGGUUAAAAUGGGAGCCCAGAGAGGGGCUGAAGCUCUGCCAGCCUCCUGGGACUGAACUCUUAUCUGCCAGGGCUGUCUAGAGCCUUAUUUUAUUAGGCCUGACUUGACAAGCAAGCACAUGAGACACUUGACAAAGGCUCCUGGGUUACUCAGUAACCUUGCCCUCUUUAAAAGCCUCACUGUUUCCCCCUGGCAUCCAGAACCAGCCACUUCUCUCUCUCGGGCACUGCUGCCAUGAACACCUUCCUGCUCUCUGCACUGUGCCUCCUCUGGGUGCAGGCCGCCCUGGCAGGUGGAGUCACGGUGCAGGAUGGAGAGUUCUCCUUUUCUCUGGAGUCAGUGAAGAAGCUCAAGGACCUCCGGGAGCUCCAGGCGCCCAGCACUAGGAACCGCAGAGAGGUUGAUGGAUCCCUGGCUCCCAUCCUCUGUAGGUACCCGAAGUUUCCGGAAGAACUCAAGCCUAUCUGCAAAGAGCGCAACGCCCGGGAGAUCCUCCAGAGGCUGGAGACCAUCGCCCAGGACCCACGCAUGUGUGAGAUCUGUGCCUUCGCUGCCUGUGCCGGAUGCUAGAACGGCUGGUGCUCGCUGCCUUCUGCCCCUCCCCUGCAGGAUGCUCCCACUGCCCGCAGCGCAAGCUGCCAUGCCCCUCAAAGGAGGAGGGUGGAGUGAGGAGAGAGCAGCCUGCGGAGGCCCAGCCCCUGGCCCCAUCGGAGCUGCUGGGUGCUUCCCAAGACCCGCUCCAACCGUCAGCUAAUAAACCAGAUUCCAGAGUG